Molecule: messenger RNA, 4827 nt
Organism: Galeopterus variegatus (Sunda flying lemur)
Lineage: Eukaryota; Metazoa; Chordata; Mammalia; Dermoptera; Cynocephalidae
Gene: SBNO2
Product: strawberry notch homolog 2 (Drosophila)
Exons: 30
Coding region: 78-4187 (1369 amino acids)
Biological process (GO): regulation of DNA-templated transcription
Cellular component (GO): nucleus
Molecular function (GO): chromatin DNA binding; histone binding
Source: RefSeq, a predicted model, not a curated record
UGAUGCCGCCACCACCACCACGGAGCAAGAAGCCCAGAUAGACAGCCCCGGGUCGUGGAGCCCCUGCCUGCCACCUGAUGCUUGCAGUGGAGCCCGCCAUGGACGGGGAGUACCCUCAGCAUGAACCCCCACCGGCAGGCAGCGUCCUAUACAGCCCACCGCCCCUGCAGAACGCCAUGCUGCAUUACCCCUGGUGGAACACCUUCUCUCCGGUGCCCUACCCAGCCUUCUCCAGCGAGAGCCACCCGUUCCUGAGCUCUGCCUCCUUCCUCGGCGGCCAGCCCUGCCCAGACACCAGCUACGCCCCUGUGGCCACUGCCUCCAGCUUCCCGCCAAAGAGCUACGACUUUCCUCAGGACCCCUCGUACCUCGAGGACCUCUCCAACACCUCCAUCUUCUCCUCAUCCGUGGACUCCCUGUCGGACAUUGCAGACACACCCGACUUCCUGUCGGCCGACAGCCUCAGCCAGGUGCCCACCAUCUGGGAUGUGAACACCCCCUCCUCUGCCCACGACAAGCUGUUCCUGCCCAGCGGGUCAUUCCCAGGCCUCGAGGACCCUCUGUCUUCCCUCUCUAGCACUCCGCUUCUUGGCAGCUACCAGGACAUUCAGGCACAGACUCAGCCUGAGGAGGAGGAGGAGGCAGAGGAGGAGGAGGCGGAGGAGCUGGGCCACACGGAGACCUAUGCCGACUACGUGCCAUCCAAGUCCAAGAUCGGGAAGCAACACCCGGACCGCGUGGUGGAGACCAGCACCCUGUCCAGCGUCCCACCGCCGGACAUCACCUACACCCUCGCCCUGCCCGCCUCGGACAAUGGGGCCCUGUCCGCCCUGCAGCUGGAGGCCAUCACCUAUGCCUGCCAGCAACACGAGGUCCUGCUCCCCAGCGGGCAACGGGCAGGCUUCCUCAUCGGUGAUGGGGCCGGUGUGGGCAAGGGCCGCACCGUGGCCGGAAUCAUCCUGGAGAACCACGUGCGUGGCAGGAAGAAGGCUCUGUGGUUCAGCGUCUCCAAUGACCUCAAGUACGACGCAGAGCGCGACCUGCGGGACAUCGACGCCCCUGGCAUCGCGGUGCACGCACUGAGCAAGAUCAAGUACGGAGACAGCACUACCUCAGAGGGUGUCCUCUUCGCCACCUACUCCGCCCUGAUCGGGGAGAGCCAGGCAGGCGGGCAGCACCGCACACGCCUCCGGCAGAUCCUCGAGUGGUGCGGUGAGGCCUUCGAUGGUGUUAUUGUGUUUGACGAAUGCCACAAAGCCAAGAACGCCAGCUCCACCAAGAUGGGCAAGGCCGUGCUGGACCUUCAGAACAAGCUGCCCCGAGCCCGGGUGGUCUACGCCAGCGCCACAGGUGCCUCUGAGCCUCGGAACAUGAUCUACAUGAGCCGUCUGGGCAUCUGGGGUGAGGGCACACCCUUCCGGACCUUCGAUGAGUUCCUGCACGCCAUUGAGAAGAGGGGAGUGGGCGCCAUGGAGAUUGUGGCCAUGGACAUGAAGGUCAGUGGUAUGUACAUUGCACGCCAGCUCAGCUUCUCUGGUGUCACCUUCCGCAUCGAGGAGAUUCCAUUGACCCCGGCCUUUGAGUGUGUCUACAACCGUGCAGCCCUGCUGUGGGCCGAGGCCCUGGGCAUGUUCCAGCAGGCAGCCGACUGGAUCGGCCUGGAGUCACGCAAGUCCUUGUGGGGCCAGUUCUGGUCAGCUCACCAGCGCUUCUUCAAGUACCUGUGCAUUGCUGCCAAGGUACACCGGCUGGUGGAGCUGGCCCGCGAGGAGCUGGCCCGUGGCAAGUGCGUGGUCAUCGGGCUGCAGUCCACAGGUGAGGCACGGACACGGGAGGUGCUGGGCGAGAACGACGGGCACCUGGACUGCUUUGUCUCGGCCGCCGAAGGCGUCUUUCUGUCACUAAUUCAGAAGCACUUUCCUUCAACCAAAAGGAAGCGGGACAGAGGAGUGAGCAGUAAGAGAAAACGGCGGCCACGGGGCCGCGGGGGCAAAGUCCCCAGGCUGGUGUGCGAGGCAGCAGGUGUGAUCCGCAUCAGCGACGACAGCAGCACUGAGUCAGAUGCUGGUCUGGACAGCGACUUCAACUCCUCUCCUGAGUCCCUGGUGGACGAUGACGUGGUUAUUGUGGACACCAUCGGGCUCCCCCCAGAUGACCGAGGUCCCCUGUUCCCCCCGCAGAGGGACCUGCAGGGUCCUGGUGUCCUGGAGCGGGUUGAGCGGCUGAAGCAGGACCUGCUGACCAAGGUGCGGGCACUGGGCCAGGAACUGCCAGUCAACACCCUGGAUGAGCUCAUUGACCAGCUCGGGGGUCCUGAGCGGGUGGCCGAGAUGACUGGGAGGAAAGGCCGGGUUGUGUCCAGGCCUGAUGGGACGGUGGCCUUUGAGUCACGGGCGGAGCAGGGCCUGUCCAUUGACAACGUGAACCUCAGGGAGAAGCAGCGCUUCAUGAGCGGCGAGAAGCUCGUAGCCAUCAUCUCGGAGGCCUCCAGCUCAGGCGUCUCCCUCCAAGCUGACCGACGGGUGCAGAACCAGCGGCGCCGCGUGCACAUGACGCUGGAGCUGCCCUGGAGCGCCGACCGCGCCAUCCAGCAGUUCGGACGCACUCACCGCUCCAACCAGGUAUCGGCGCCCGAGUACGUCUUCCUUAUCUCGGAGCUGGCCGGGGAGCGGCGCUUCGCCUCCAUCGUGGCCAAGCGCCUGGAGAGCCUGGGCGCCCUGACCCAUGGAGACCGCCGCGCCACCGAAUCCCGUGACCUGAGCAAGUACAACUUCGAGAACAAGUACGGCAUCCGGGCCCUGCACUGUGUCCUCACCACCAUCCUGAGCCAGACGGAGAACAAGAUGCCCCCGCCGCAGGGCUACCCAGGAGGGGUCACCGCCUUCUUCCGGGACAUGAAGCACGGCCUGCUGUCGGUUGGCAUCGGCGGGCGGGAGUCCCGGUCUGGCUGCCUGGACGUGGACAAGGACUGCUCCAUCAGCAAGUUCCUCAACCGCAUCCUGGGGCUGGAGGUGCAGAAGCAGAACGCGCUGUUCCAGUACUUUUCGGACACGUUCGACCACCUCAUUGAGGUGGACAAGAAGGAGGGGAAAUACGACAUGGGCAUCUUGGACCUGGCUCCAGGAAUUGACGAGAUCUACGAGGAAAGCCAGCAGGUGUUCCUGGCCCCCGGACACCCACAGGAUGGGCAGGUGGUCUUCUACAAGAUCAGUGUGGAUCGUGGCCUGAAGUGGGAGAAGGCGUUUGCCAAGUCACUAGAGCUGACAGGCCCCUACGAUGGCUUCUACCUGUCCUACAAGGUACGGGGUAACAAGCCAAGCUGCCUUUUGGUGGAACAGAACCGUGGCAAGCACUUCACUGUGUGCAAGCCCAACAUUGGCCGACAGAGCCAACUGGAGACCUUGGACACUCUACGCCGCAAGUUCCACAGGGUCACUGCAGAGGAGGCCAAGGAGCACUGGGAGAGCAGCUACGCCUUCUCGCUGACACAUUGCAGCCACACGGCGUGGAACCGGCACUGCCGGCUGGUGCAGGAGGGCAAAGACUGCGUGCAGGGCCUGCGGCUGCGGCACCACUAUGUGCUGUGCGGCGCACUGCUGCGCGUGUGGGGCCGCGUGGCCGCUGUCGUGGCCGACGUCAGCAGCAGCAGCUACCUGCAGAUUGUGCGCCUUAAGACCAAGGACCAGAAGAAGCAAGUGGGCAUCAAGAUUCCCGAGGGCUGUGUGCGGCGCGUGCUGCAGGAGCUGCAGCUGAUGGACGCUGACGUCAAGCGGAGGAAGGCACUCGGCUUGAGCUGCGGCCUGGGCUGCCCUGCGCCCACCCCGCGUGCACUCGCGCUGCCUUGUGGCCCCGGCGAGGUCCUGGACCUCACCUACAGCCCGCCCGCCGAGGCCUUCCCGCUGCCUGCGCGCUUCACCUUCCCGCCGCCACCGCCACCCCUGGACCCCGGCCCUGGUGGGCUGCUGCUGGGCGCCCCAGACACCCCCACUGACCCUGUGGCACUCGCGCACCAGGGCUGCGACAUCAACUUCAAGGAGGUGCUGGAGGACAUGCUGCGCUCGCUGCAUGCGGGGUCAGCCGAGCCCGCCCUGGGGGGCGUCGCGGGGGCAGGGGCGAGUGCGGCGGGAGGCGGGGGUCCUGAGCGGCAGAGCGUCAUCCAGUUCAGCCCGCCCUUCCCCAACUCCUAGGUCCCCUGCACCUGGGCGCCGACCGUGCGCCCUUGGUACACGGAGUUUCUCUCCUAGGAAGUGGGUGGCGAGCAGGGCGAGGUCCCCUGCCGACUACUGAGAGGCACCCCCAGGCCUCGACUGCAGUGCCUUGCCCAAGCCACCUCGUGGCUGCUGUUGGCCUGGGGGACCUCAACGAUACCCGGCCUGGCAGAGCAGCGCUUCGUGCAGGCUCUGCUCAGUAGUACCCGGGGCCAGGGGGCUGGGGCGGGCCCCCUCUGGCCUCUCUCCUCUUCCUCCCCCUCCAGGCAUGGGCAGGGGCUCUGGGCUGGGGGCCCCCCGGCUCUACCCCACCCACCUCACAAGGGCUUCCCAGGCCCCAACCCCUGAAAAUCCGUGAAACUGGGUGGUCCCAAGAGCUGGAAACUCAGGAAACCCCAGGUGCUCAGGGCCCCCCCACGCCUUCUUGGGGGCUCUGUGGGGCAAACCCCCCGUUAAUAUAUGCAAUUUUUCCUCCCCUGCCUCCUCCCUAAAUUAUUGCCUCCCCCCCAGUCUUGCUGCCGAGCUGGCGGCCUCCUGGUUUCUAUGUAUUUAUAAUGAGUUUUAAUGUAUAUAUGUAAAGAGAUCUUUUUUUAAAUAUAUGUGCCUUUUGCCUACUUCC